This is a messenger RNA of Cicer arietinum (chickpea), 923 nucleotides long. RefSeq lists its product as uncharacterized. NCBI's taxonomy places the organism in Eukaryota, Viridiplantae, Streptophyta, Magnoliopsida, Fabales, Fabaceae. The record is from RefSeq and is a predicted model, not a curated record.
UUGUUAUUGAUUUUAGUAGAAAAAAGUGAUGAAAAGUAGCAACGGCUCUAUUUUCAUCAUAUCCAAUUCCAACCCUCAUUCUUUGUUCUUCUCACAACACUGAACACAACAGCAUCACAUCAUGGAUAUGGAGAGAGGACCCAGAUACAAUGCAUACGCUAAGUUAAGAGAAACAAAGCUUCGAAUGAACUACCUAAGACAACAACAACAACAACAAAAUGAACAAGAUGAACCAAAAAUUCCAACCCCACCAACAAAACAGGUCAAGUUUCAAGUUGGUUUGGCUUCAGGGAGAAAAGGGUCUUUUCAUUUAGCUCAAUCUGUUCCGGAUUUCACUUCAUUGUUGAGGAAGGAAAAUCGGAAGCCAACGAAUUUGAUACCCCCUACUAUUACUACUACACCUCCAUUAUUGAAGAGUAAGAGUUUCAACAAAGGUUGUGGUGGUGUUUUGUCAAGUUCAAGAGGUAGUACAUCAGUAAAUGCUGGAGAGAAGAAAAGGGUUGCUGCUGGUGGUGGAAUUCUUAUGGCAAGGAAAAGUUAUGCUAACAUUGAUGAACUAAGAAGUUUUUCUUCUGCUACUGCAAAUGCUAUCAAUGGUGAGAUUAGAGGUGGAGGAAGGAAUAGUAGAGUUGUGGGGAACAAAACUGUUUUAAGGAGUAGACAGCUUUGAUUUUUUGUUCAAUUUGUAGCUUUGAAAGGCUUUGGUUUAUUAUUGUUCAUGCCUUCAUUGCUGAUUUGUUUUUCAUAUUUCUGGUUUUAAUUUGCAUUUUUUUUUUUUGGAAGGAAGGAAAAGUGAAUUUGCAGUAGGAUUUAAUGUAAGUGUAAGAAGAAGGAUAGUUUUGAUAUUCUAUUCCUCUUUUUGAUUGGGAAGAACAUUGUUUUUUGUAUUUUGAAAUAAAUAAAUUUGUUUAUUUCUUCAUUGA